CGCGCGCCCCGCCCGCCCCGCCCGGCCCCGCUCGGCGCCCGCGGCCGCCCGGGCGCUUCCUCUCGGCGCGGGCGGCGGCGGCGACGCUCCGGGGCAGCCAUGGCCGCGUCCGAGCUCUACACCAAGUUUGCCAGGGUCUGGAUCCCUGAUCCUGAAGAAGUUUGGAAAUCAGCAGAACUGCUCAAGGAUUAUAAGCCAGGAGAUAAAGUGCUCCUCCUCCACCUUGAGGAAGGAAAGGAUUUGGAGUAUCGUCUUGAUCCCAAGACCAAGGAACUCCCUCACCUCAGAAACCCCGACAUCCUCGUGGGCGAGAACGACCUCACGGCCCUCAGCUACCUGCACGAGCCUGCAGUACUGCACAACCUCAGAGUCCGCUUCAUUGACUCCAAGCUCAUCUACACGUACUGUGGUAUAGUCCUGGUAGCUAUAAAUCCUUAUGAACAGCUGCCUAUUUAUGGAGAAGAUAUUAUUAAUGCAUACAGUGGUCAAAACAUGGGGGACAUGGACCCACAUAUCUUUGCAGUAGCGGAAGAAGCUUACAAGCAAAUGGCCAGGGAUGAGCGGAAUCAGUCCAUCAUUGUGAGUGGAGAGUCUGGGGCGGGGAAAACCGUCUCAGCCAAGUAUGCCAUGCGCUACUUCGCCACGGUGAGUGGGUCCGCCAGCGAGGCCAACGUUGAGGAGAAGGUCUUGGCCUCCAACCCCAUCAUGGAGUCAAUUGGGAAUGCCAAGACAACAAGGAAUGAUAAUAGCAGCCGUUUUGGGAAGUACAUUGAGAUUGGUUUUGAUAAGCGAUAUCGAAUCAUAGGUGCCAAUAUGAGGACUUACCUCUUAGAGAAAUCCAGAGUGGUGUUCCAGGCAGAAGAGGAGAGAAACUAUCAUAUCUUCUAUCAGCUUUGUGCCUCAGCAAAGUUGCCAGAAUUUAAAAUGCUGCGAUUAGGAAACGCAAAUAGCUUUCAUUAUACCAAGCAGGGGGGCAGUCCUGUGAUCGAAGGAGUCGACGAUUCCAAGGAGAUGGCGCACACGAGGCAGGCCUGCACCUUGUUAGGAAUUAGUGAAUUAUACCAGAUGGGAAUUUUCCAAAUACUGGCCGGUAUUCUUCACUUGGGCAACGUUGGCUUCACGUCUCGAGAUUCAGACAGCUGCACAAUACCUCCGAAGCAUGAGCCUCUCAGCAUCUUCUGUGACCUCAUGGGUGUGGACUACGAGGAGAUGUGUCAUUGGCUGUGUCAUCGGAAACUGGCCACGGCCACGGAGACGUACAUCAAGCCCAUUUCCAAGCUGCAGGCGACCAACGCCCGCGACGCCCUGGCUAAGCACAUCUACGCCAAGCUCUUUAACUGGAUCGUCGACCACGUGAACCAGGCUCUGCACUCGGCCGUCAAGCAGCACUCUUUCAUUGGGGUGCUCGACAUUUAUGGGUUUGAAACUUUUGAGAUAAAUAGUUUUGAACAAUUUUGCAUAAAUUAUGCAAAUGAAAAGCUACAGCAACAGUUUAAUAUGCAUGUCUUCAAAUUAGAGCAAGAGGAAUAUAUGAAGGAACAAAUUCCGUGGACACUCAUAGAUUUUUAUGAUAACCAGCCUUGCAUUAAUCUUAUAGAAUCUAAACUGGGCAUCCUGGAUUUACUGGAUGAAGAAUGCAAGAUGCCCAAAGGCACAGACGACACCUGGGCCCAGAAGCUGUACAACACGCACCUGGGCAAGUGCGCCCUCUUCGAGAAGCCUCGGAUGUCCAACAAAGCGUUCAUCAUCCAGCACUUUGCCGACAAAGUGGAAUACCAAUGUGAAGGCUUUCUGGAAAAGAACAAAGACACCGUAUUUGAAGAGCAAAUUAAAGUUCUCAAAUCAAGCAAGUUUAAGAUGCUGCCAGAGUUAUUCCAGGAUGACGAGAAGGCCAUCAGCCCCACCUCCGCCACCGCUUCCAGUGGGCGCACGCCUCUCACCCGCCUCUCCGCGAAGCCCACCAAAGGCCGGCCGGGCCAGACUGCCAAAGAGCACAGGAAGACGGUGGGCCACCAGUUCCGAAACUCGCUGCACCUGCUGAUGGAGACGCUGAACGCCACCACCCCUCACUACGUGCGCUGCAUCAAGCCCAAUGACUUCAAGUUCCCCUUCACGUUUGACGAGAAGAGAGCCGUGCAGCAGCUGCGGGCCUGCGGCGUCCUGGAGACCAUCCGGAUCAGCGCGGCCGGCUUCCCCUCGCGGUGGACCUACCAAGAGUUUUUCAGCCGCUACCGCGUCCUGAUGAAGCAGAAGGAUGUCCUGGGAGACCGGAAGCAGACCUGCAAGAAUGUGCUGGAGAAGCUGAUAGCGGACAAGGACAAAUACCAGUUUGGCAAGACGAAGAUCUUCUUCCGGGCGGGCCAGGUGGCCUAUCUGGAGAAACUGAGGGCGGACAAGCUGCGGGCUGCCUGCAUCCGGAUUCAGAAGACCAUCCGAGGGUGGCUGCUGCGGAAGAAGUACCUGCGCAUGCGGAGGGCGGCCGUGGCCGUGCAGAGAUACGUGCGCGGCUACCAGGCCCGCUGCUACGCCAAGUUCCUGCGCAGGACCAAGGCGGCGAUCACGAUUCAGAAGAGCUGGCGCAUGUACGCGGUCCGCAGGAAGUACCGGGCGAAGCGGGCGGCGGCCGUUGUCCUCCAGGCCCACUGGCGGGGCUACCUGACCAGGAACAGGUACCGGAAGAUACUCCGCGAGCACAAAGCAGUCAUCAUUCAGAAGCGGGUCCGAGGCUGGCUGGCCCGAGUCCACUACAAGCGGAGCCUGCGGGCCAUCGUCUACCUUCAGUGUUGCUUCCGGCGCAUGAUGGCGAAGCGGGAGCUGAAGAAGCUCAAGAUCGAGGCCCGCUCGGUGGAGCGCUACAAGAAGCUGCACAUCGGCAUGGAGAACAAGAUCAUGCAGCUCCAGCGCAAAGUCGACGAGCAGAACAAAGACUACAAAUGCCUCAUGGAGAAAUUGACCAACCUGGAAGGAGUGUACAACUCGGAGACUGAGAAACUCCGAAGUGACGUAGAGCGCCUUCAGCUCAGUGAAGAGGAAGCGAAGGUGGCGACGGGGCGGGUUCUUAGUCUGCAGGAGGAGAUCGCCAAGCUCCGGAAAGACCUGGAACGAACUCAGUCGGAGAAAAAGACCAUUGAAGAACACGCAGACCGAUACAAACAAGAAACCGAGAAGCUGGUAUCAAAUCUGAAGGAAGAAAAUACUUUACUGAAACAGGAAAAAGAGACCCUCAAUCAGCGUAUUGUGGAACAAGCUAAGGAGAUGACAGAGACUAUGGAGAAGAAGUUAGUAGAAGAAACGAAACAAUUGGAACUCGAUCUUAACGAUGAGAGGCUGAGGUAUCAGAACCUUCUGAAUGAGUUCAGUCGCUUAGAAGAGAGAUAUGAUGACCUCAAAGAAGAAAUGACUCUGAUGGUGAAUGUACCGAAGCCUGGACACAAGAGAACAGAUUCUACUCACAGCAGCAAUGAAUCUGAAUAUACCUUCAGCGCUGAGCUGGCAGAGACGGAAGACGUUCCACUGAGAACUGAGGAACCAAGUGAGAAAAAGGUGCCUCUUGACAUGUCGCUGUUCCUGAAGCUGCAGAAGCGGGUCAAGGAGCUGGAGCAGGAGAAGCAGGUGCUGCAGGACGAGCUGGACCGCAAGGAGGAGCUGGUGCCCCGCGGCAAGGCGCAGGAAGAAGAAAGACCACAGAUCAGAGGCACAGAGCUGGAGUAUGAGUCGCUGAAGCGCCAAGAACUAGAAUCAGAAAACAAAAAACUGAAAAAUGAGCUGAACGAGCUACGCAAAGCGCUCAGCGAGAAGAGUGCUCCCGAGGUGACGGCCCCGGGGGCGCCGGCCUACCGAGUGCUCAUGGAGCAGCUGACCUCGGUGAGCGAAGAGCUGGACGUCCGCAAGGAGGAGGUCCUCAUCCUGAGGUCGCAGCUGGUGAGCCAGAAGGAGGCCAUCCAGCCCAAGAAUACGAUGACAGAUUCCACACUCCUCCUGGAAGACGUGCAGAAGAUGAAAGAUAAGGGUGAAAUAGCACAAGCUUAUAUUGGUUUGAAAGAAACAAAUAGGCUCCUGGAGUCCCAGCUGCAGUCGCAGAAGAGGAGCCACGAGAACGAGGCGGAAGCGCUGCGCGGGGAGAUUCAGAGCCUGAAGGAGGAGAACAACAGGCAGCAGCAGCUGCUGGCGCAGAACCUGCAGCUGCCGCCCGAGGCCCGCAUCGAGGCCAGCCUGCAGCACGAGAUCACCCGGCUCACCAACGAGAACCUGGACCUGAUGGAGCAGCUCGAAAAGCAAGAUAAGACCGUCCGGAAGCUGAAGAAGCAGCUGAAAGUGUUUGCCAAAAAGAUCGGUGAACUAGAAGUGGGACAGAUGGAAAACAUAUCUCCAGGUCAGAUCAUUGACGAACCCAUCCGUCCAGUUAACAUUCCCAGGAAAGAAAAGGAUUUCCAAGGAAUGCUGGAAUAUAAGAAGGAGGAUGAGCAAAAACUCAUUAAGAACCUGAUUCUGGAACUGAAGCCACGUGGCGUAGCUGUCAAUCUGAUCCCAGGGUUGCCGGCAUAUAUCUUGUUCAUGUGCGUCAGACAUGCCGACUACCUGAACGAUGAUCAGAAAGUCAGGUCGUUGCUAACGUCGACCAUCAACAGCAUCAAAAAAGUGUUAAAGAAAAGAGGUGACGAUUUUGAAACCGUCUCCUUCUGGCUUUCUAACACAUGCCGAUUUUUGCACUGUUUGAAGCAGUACAGCGGAGAAGAGGGUUUCAUGAAGCACAACACGCCUCGCCAGAAUGAGCACUGCCUCACCAACUUUGACCUGGCCGAGUAUCGGCAAGUGUUGAGUGACUUGGCCAUUCAGAACUACCAGCAGCUGGUGCGGGUCCUGGAGAACAUCCUCCAGCCCAUGAUCGUCUCUGGGAUGCUGGAGCACGAGACGAUCCAGGGCGUGUCCGGGGUCAAGCCCACGGGCCUCCGGAAGCGAACGUCCAGCAUCGCCGACGAGGGCACCUACACGCUGGACUCCAUCCUCCGGCAGCUCAGCUCCUUCCACUCCGUCAUGUGCCAGCACGGCAUGGACCCCGAGCUCAUCAAGCAGGUGGCCAAGCAGAUGUUCUACAUCGUGGGCGCCGUCACGCUCAACAACCUGCUCCUGCGGAAGGACAUGUGCUCGUGGAGCAAGGGCAUGCAGAUCAGGUACAACGUCAGUCAGCUGGAAGAGUGGCUGCGUGACAAGAAUCUGAUGAAUAGCGGCGCCAAGGAGACUCUGGAGCCCCUCAUCCAGGCGGCUCAGCUCCUGCAGGUGAAGAAGAAGACCGACGACGACGCGGAAGCCAUCUGCUCCAUGUGUAAUGCUCUGACGACGGCCCAGAUCGUCAAAGUGUUGAACUUAUACACUCCAGUUAACGAGUUUGAAGAAAGAGUCUCCGUAGCAUUUAUUCGUACCAUCCAGAUGCGGUUAAGAGACAGGAAAGACUCUCCUCAGCUGCUCAUGGAUGCUAAACACAUCUUCCCCGUCACCUUCCCCUUUAACCCGUCCUCUCUGGCGCUGGAGACGAUUCAGAUUCCAGCCAGCCUGGGCCUGGGGUUCAUAACCCGGGUCUGAACAAGAUACAAAAACAGACACUGACGAUACGUUUCCUGCCUGAAGUAAAACGCAUUUCUUUCCAGGGAGAUGCCGAGAAUAUUUUUAAGAGAGCGAGAGUACUGAUUACCUUCCAUCAAGAGGCCAUUAAUUGGAAGUCUCCCUAGCAUACAUUGAGUACCGUGGAAGAUUCUAGCUCCUUUUUUCUCUGUUACCUGCAUAGCAGUCCUCAUCUUGGAUCAUUUUGACAUCCUGAGCUUACAUGCCAGUGAAUGGUGGACAGGUGGCAGGAAGGAAGAGGGAAAGGUGUCUUCUGCCUGCCUUUAUCUGAAAUCUUCACCACUGCAUUUAAAUAUUAUAUUUUUUAAAGAAAACAUAGAUUCCAGAUAUGUUGAAAUUCAGAACAGAUAGGAUGGCACCAACAAAAAAAAUCCGUCUGUGCUGACAUGAAGAAUUGAGAGAAAAAAGGCCACUGAGUACAUAUCAGUUUAGGAAACAAUUAUGGUGAUGAAUUGGAUCACAAAAGUAAACUGGCAACAUGUAAAGCAGUUGGACAAGUAACUUCCUUGCCUGUGUUGCUAUGACAUAGACGGUUAAAGAGAAUAUUGGUUUGCUGUAUUGCAUAGAAGUCCAUUAUGACCAUAGUUUACUGCAUAUUUUAAAUCGCUGCUACAUACGAUGUUCUUUAAAAUGUAAUUGAUAUUGUUAGUAGACACUACAAUAGUAAGCUUCUCUUUUAAUCAACUUUGUUUACAAUUCAAUCAUAUCACAGUUUUAACUGGAUUAUAUGCAAAUAUCUGCACAUUUACCUGCAUAGUAGCAGACACUGGAAGGUCACAUCGUAGUAUUACGAGUGUUCGACACUUAGAGGUACGAUUAGACAAGUGGCUGUUGUUAGUGUCAUUGGUUACUCAGGACACGUGCGACGCUGAUGUCCUCGCUAAUAUUCCCUACGUGGAUGUCACUGUUCCCGGGUACGGUGUACUGUGAUCUGACUUAUGAGAUCUGAAUCCUGCAGUACAUAUUGUCAACCUCGACAAGUUUUAUUUCUCUUCAUUUAUUAAGAAUUGUCACUCUCUAGAGAAGAGUAUCAGAAUAUUUAUGAUUCAGGUUUUGAAUUGAUUGUCUUAUAAAUUACGCAAAAGAAAGUGUAUAAUAAAUAUGAUUUUUUUUUUGGACUUUGCAACUUGUAAGUGUUCUCAGUAUCACUAGAUACUUUAAACAGCAUCAUACUCUAGAAAUACUUUUAAGAAUUCUAUAAUAGACUAAGAUUGCUGAAUUUUACUGAGGAUUUAGUUUAAUAAGACUCAGAUUCUGUAAGUGUUCAUUAUGAAGUUUUCAUUAGAUAUAAUCUCCAUUUUACCUAGAAAUCUUACAAAUAAAUCUUCUAAGUUGUACACAAGCAAAUUGUUACCUUUCAUUAGAAACCCUGGUCUGAAUUACAAUCAUCGAUUUAUAUCAUUGAACUGUUCAGAUGUUUUCUUAGACAUGACAUUUUACUAAAAUAUGUGCAUUGUAUUAUUGGAAGUGAGUUUUAAAUCAGUUUCAAAUCAGAUGCAGUUAUUAAAAGAUAAAUAUAGUUUGAUAGCUUAUUUGAGCCUCAAAUUACUCAGUUCUAUAAUAAAAAGGUUAGACUAAACAGAUUCUUAAGGUCCCUUCCACCUCUAAAAUUCUCUAAAUAGUGUUUGAAUCCUAAAGAAAUGGGCUGCAUAGUCUGUAAAUUCAUUUUUUAGUAGAAUGUCCAGUGUCUGGUGCCUAUUAAUUCUGACGAGUUAGUAAAAUAUAAAGUCACAAGUUUGCAUACUUAUAACUUUCUUAAAUGUACAUGAUUCUAGAAAGUUAAUCAGUUAAGGUCAUUUUUCUUGAGUUGUGUACUAUUAUUUUUAUUUUGGAUACAUGUAUUUGCAGAAUCAAUCAAAAACACUACUAUUCCAAUUAGGUCUCAUUUCCCAGGCUGCCAGUGUGGUUUUCAGUGAACUUCGACCUCUGUAUCCAUAGGGUUCACUCCGGAUACGUGCCCGUAUCCAACACAGACGGAACUUGGGUUGGAGAGCUGGUCCGAGGAGGCAGACAGUGAUGGCAUAGGCUGAGACCCGGAAAUUCCCUUCCGGAGGAGAAAGGCCGUGCGUGCCCUGGAUCUUGUUAGACUUCAAACCAGGCCCUGGCAGCUCUCCAUCUUGCUCCAGAGAGCUACUCUAGUGCAUCUCAGACCUUGCUCCCCGCGCCCCCCCCGCCCCCCCGCAGCCUCUGUUUCAGGGCUGGCCGCACAAAGCUUCUGCUGGUUCUAGGGCUCAGGUGCCUUCUCGGGUCCACCUUCAAGCCCAGAUGGAAUCUGAAUUCACUUCUCUAGUGGCCUGAAGGUCUUUAUGCAUAGCAGGCAUGUUGGAUGCCUAAGGCCAGCAAGACUUGGUAAAGGGUCUGUGUAUUUGUUUUUGGAGGACACAGCGGUACUCUGGUAUCCUCUCGCCCUCUUGAGGACCGCUUGCCCUUCCUUCCCCUCCAUUCAUGCUUUCUCAUCCAGCUUCAAAGACAGCUCCGUGUUCUUCCAUCUGCUCUGCCGUCCGUUCACUUUGAAUUCCCGUCACCAAAUCCUAGAUCCACCAGCUGCCCGUCACUGUUCUCUCAAAGCAGUAGACAACGACCCUGACACCCUGACUUCCCCCUCCUCGCCUGCCUACUCACUGAGACCCCCCCCCCCCGCCAGCUGUUGCCCAAGUUUUUGUUCACAUUUCUUUUCUGUGCAUUCUUUAGUCCUAUCCAUGGAAAAAUCAGAAGCCAGUCUCUCUUCUUGCAGCUGUUCCUAUGCUAAGACUUUGAUCUGUCGGAGAGUAACCGUAACGAAGAGGGAAGAUGCGUGUGGGUCACAACCCAGAGUGGGGUACAGUUCCUUUCCAGGUUUUGAAAAUUCCCCACAACCUGACACUUCUUCAUCAAGUGCAGAAGCACAAAAGUAGACAUUCCAAAGCUAGCUAAUACUGUGGAUGGACUCUUUCCCUCUCCCCACAGCCCCAUUUUCUUCCGUUCUUCAGGAUCAAACAGCCAGUAAAAAUCAGUUACGGCCCUUCAAUCCUCCUGUUGCUUGCUAGUCGUGCGGGAAUGGCACGUCCUGUGUGGUGACGCUUUACUUCAGCACACUUUCUAUGGAUUACCUCAUUGUAUCCUCACAGCAGCGCCGGGCAGUGGGCACAGGCUGUGAGACCCCCUUGUCGGGAGCCUGAGAGAGAAGGCCAGUGCCUCGACCUCGCAGGCACAAUUCUCCCGCCAUGUCCUUCCCUUCGGUAGCGGCGGUACCGUGAGCACAAGGCAGGAAGUGGAGAGGUUGUGGGUUCACAUUCCUCUACUCCUGGGAUGCUCUCAGCCGGCAAGAGAUGCUCUUUUUCUUGACCAGUGUUGACAACUGGCAUUUGGGGCCAGCGGGUGCCAAGAACCAAAUUUUUUUGUGUGACUUUAAAAGAAAGCACCCAGACCCCAGCAGUUUUUUUUUUUUUUCCUGCUUGUCACAGUGACUGGCUAGAACACAGUGACUGGCUAGGUCUGACUUUCACAGUGAAUCAGUGCCCCGAUACUCUGCAUCCUGGCCAUUGUCUCAUUUAUUUAAAAAAAAAAAAAAAAAGUCUCCCAAAAGUUUCAGAGGAAGAUCACAACCCACAGCCCUCAGAGGCACUGUUCAGUUGCCUGCUGCUGCAGCCAGGCCUUGGGUGCUCAGGCCAAACCCUUCCCUGACUUGGAUCCUGAGCACGGAUGAACAGAGCAGCUGCCGGCCCCCUCUGGAGAGCUGACCCGAGAGCAGGGCCUUUGCAAAUCAGUCCGUGUUUCACCCCGUAGUCUGCAUGCCGCUGCUGUUUCCUUUGGAGCGCGGAGAUGUGCUGUGCAUGUGUGUGAGAGGCGCUCCACUUUCUGUGCUGCUGUGACCGACGUUCAUGGAUAAGUGCAUUGUAAUUUGUUCUCCGGCCAUGCUGUGAGGGCCGCCUUAACCCCCCGCUCCCUUUGCUCCUAGAGCUGCCUUAUUUUCUCUGGAACCUUCCCUCUGUCAGGGGAUGUCUUCAUCCCCUUUCUCCAGGUUUUGUGAGGGUUUGGGUUGGAUGUGAACUUCAACCACUAAUUCCUUUCUUCCUCUCAUGCAUGAUUGUCCCCUUGCUACACCCUUCCCUUUUCUGCUAUUUCCCAAAAGUUAUUAGAAUUCUGAGGCAGCAAGAAAUCUCAGAACCAGUGAAAUCUGAGCUUUGAGUAUUCUGCAUUGAGGGACUUUGUGUCACAAGUAAUCAAAUGAACAGGUGGAAAAAACUGCUGUUAGAUUUUUUUGUAAAACAAAAAAUAUCUUAUUUUCCCUUAGUCUUUUUUUU
Messenger RNA from Sorex araneus (European shrew), 9902 nucleotides. RefSeq names its product myosin VA (gene MYO5A). Gene Ontology annotation, molecular function: actin filament binding; ATP binding; microfilament motor activity. Gene Ontology annotation, cellular component: actin cytoskeleton; myosin complex; vesicle. Bases 100 to 5580 code for a protein of 1826 amino acids. Gene Ontology annotation, biological process: vesicle transport along actin filament; actin filament organization. The transcript has 39 exons. NCBI's taxonomy places the organism in Eukaryota, Metazoa, Chordata, Mammalia, Eulipotyphla, Soricidae. The record is from RefSeq and is a predicted model, not a curated record.